Messenger RNA from Larimichthys crocea (large yellow croaker), 4063 nucleotides. RefSeq lists its product as uncharacterized. Gene Ontology annotation, biological process: immunoglobulin mediated immune response; cytokine-mediated signaling pathway. Bases 141 to 3524 code for a protein of 1127 amino acids. The transcript has 19 exons. NCBI's taxonomy places the organism in Eukaryota, Metazoa, Chordata, Actinopteri, Sciaenidae. The record is from RefSeq and is a predicted model, not a curated record. Gene Ontology annotation, cellular component: external side of plasma membrane. Gene Ontology annotation, molecular function: cytokine receptor activity; protein binding.
CCAAAUAAGUGUCGUCACAUUUCCAGUGAAAAGAAGACUGUAGACCGUAAGCAGACCUCAAUUUACUUCUCCACAGGAUGCGUCGUGGUUGAGUUUGAUUGUUGUUUUCGAGGGAAAUAAGUGGAAUAAAUCGUUUCAGGAUGGAGCUAAAGAGGGGUGUUGACGAUAUGAAAUCUUUCGCCUUGUUCAUUUUAGUAAACAUUGCGAUGGUAACAGCUCUCUCUGGACCUAAGGAUGAAGUGGAUCAAAAUCUUGAAUGUACCAACGACCUGGAUGAAUUGAUGGUUUGCGAAUUUGAAGCUCAAAACUGCCCCGAAUAUAAUUUGACUCUGCGGAGUGACAGCGGACAUGGGGAGAAGCAUUGUAAUUUCCAGCAGUGCAAGGGAAGCUCUUGUUGUUGCUCUUUCCAAAUGAUACUUGUUCAUAAUGAGACUCAUACUGCAACAGUUUUUAAAGGAGGUGAAAUGAUGGGGUCCAAAGUCAUCAGCAUCAGGGACAGUGUAAAGCCCAGAGUCCCAACAAAUGUCUCAGUGAAAGAAUCAAACGGGAAUUUUCAGGUUAUGUGGGAUACAACAUACAACCUGCAGAGGUACUUCGGCUCUGAGUUAACUGCCAAUGUUACUUAUCACAAAAAAGGAGACACAGAAACGGCCAGAUCUAAACAUGUCACACCAACUAAAAUUAAUGGACAACAUAGCUAUGAAAUAUUUGGUGGAGACCUGGAGCCAAGUACCACAUAUAUGGUCAGUGUGAAGAGCUACACAGAGUGGAGUCGCCGCUACAGUGACAGUAGUGAAGAGGUGGAGUUCACAACCUCUGCGUCCACUGAUGCCACACUCUUGGCUACCAUCAUCAGCCUCAGUCUUGUUGCAAUCAUCGUGAGUGGUGCUAUAUAUGGCUGUUAUGUAAAGUUCAAAACAAAGUGGUGGGACACAGCGGCCAAAUGUCCAAAACCAAAACUUCUUGAUAUGCGCCCACGAGAGCAAGAGAUCUUCGAGCCUGUGCUACCUGUCAUUUCUUCUGUUUGUCUUGAGCCCCUUGUUCCCGACGACAACCAACCAGGGUUGAUGUCACUGAGAGACAUCAGCAGUGGGAGUCCUCAGCAAUGCAGUGGAAUCAGCACAGGCUCAUCUUGUUUUGGUGAAAGAGAACCGGUUGACAUUAUAGCUGGUGUACAGGAUGCCCUUGGUAAAGCCUUCGCCAAUAUAAGCACAAUAUCACCUUUGACCACAAACGCACAUACAGAAUCAAGCGAAGACAGUGGUCUAUUCUCCGCUCCCAACAACCUUUGUGGCACAAGACCUGAUCACAUGAGACCAUUUGACUUUGACAACAAGACUUAUUCCACCUCUCUUUCCAGCUUCCCACAUCAUAUCACAACAGACAACUCCGAGGGUCAGACACAGGCAGGAAUGCUUUGUGACUCUGCAUAUCAACCUAAUGAGGGUGCCUGUUCUGAAGAACAGGUACAAGCUUGCAUACCAGUGGUUUCAUCGUUUAUCAAAACAGACAUGUCCUAUCAGCAGUGCGAUGAGAGUGUUGAGGAGGCUGGUUGUGAGAGUUCUGGUGAGAUGCCACAUAGUUGGGGUGUUGACGAUAUGAAAUCUUUCGCCUUGUUCAUUUUAGUAAACAUUGCGAUGGUAACAGCUCUCUCUGGACCUAAGGAUGAAGUGGAUCAAAAUCUUGAAUGUACCAACGACCUGGAUGAAUUGAUGUUUUGCGAAUUUGAAGCUCAAAACUGCCCCGAAUAUAAUUUGACUCUGCGGAGUGACAGCGGACAUGGGGAGCAGCAUUGUAAUUUCCAGCAGUGCAAGGGAAGCUCUUGUUGUUGCUCUUUCCAAAUGAUACUUGUUUUUCGUGAGACUCAUACUGCAACAGUUUUUAAAGGAGGUGAAAGGAUGGGGUCCAAAGUCAUCAGCAUCGGGGACAGUGUAAAGCCCAGAGUCCCAACAAAUGUCUCAGUGAAAGAAUCAAACGGGAAUUUUCAGGUUAUGUGGGAUACAACAUACAACAUGCAGAGGUACUUCGGCUCUGAGUUAACUGCCAAUGUUACUUAUCACAAAAAAGGAGACACAGAAACGGUAUCUAAACAUGUCACACCAACUAAAAUUAAUGGACGACAUAGCUAUGAAAUAUUUGGUGGAGACCUGGAGCCAAGUACCACAUAUAUGGUCAGUGUGAAGAGCUACACAGAGUGGAGUCACCGCUACAGUGACAGUAGUGAAGAGGUGGAGUUCACAACCCCUGCGUCCACUGAUGCCACACUCUUGGCUAUCAUCAUCAGCCUCAGUCUUGUUGCAAUCAUCGUGAGUGGUGCUAUAUAUGGCUGUUAUGUAAAGUUCAAAACAAAGUGGUGGGACACAGUGUCCAAAUGUCCAAAUCCAAAACUUCUUGAUAUGCGCCCACGAGAGCAAGAGCUCUUAAAGCCUGUACUACCUGUCAUCUCUCCUGUCUACGUUGUGCCCCUUGAUCCCCUUGAUCCUGACCAAAUAUGGUUGAAGGGGACACUGAGAGACACCGGCUAUGGGAGCCCUCAGCAAAGCAGUGGAAUUAGCACUGGCUCAUCUUGUCUCAGUUAUGCUAACGCAGAACCUGUUGACAUUAUAGCUGGUGUUCAGGAAGCCCUUGGUAAAGCCUUCGCCAGUAUAAGGCCAAUAUCACCUUUGACCAUCAACCCACUUUCAGAAUUAAACAAAGACAGUGGUCUAUUCUCCGGUACCAACAACCUUUGUGGCAUCAGAUCUGAUGACGUGAAUUCUGGAUCUUCGGGCAUUGACAACAAAUCUUAUUCCCUCCUCAUUCCUAACUUCCCAGAUCAGAUAACAAUGGACAGUUCUGAGCUUCAGACACAGUCUAAAAUGCUUUGUGACUCUGCAUAUCAUCCUAGUGAGGGUAAGGAAGGUGAGGAAAUUGUGGUCUGUCCUGGCCAACAGGUACCAGCUUGUCCACUUCCUAAUUUUCCAGCAGUGGCUUCAUCUCUUAUGGCAACAGACAUGUCUUAUCAGCGGUGCAAUGCAGAUUCUGGCGGAUUUUCAUAUGAGGAAGACUCCAGUUUGUCCUCCAUCUCUAGUGGCACCAACACAAUUGCAUCAUGUGAUCUGGUGUGCAUAGCUGAAGCUUGGUGUGACAGCUCCAAUGAGGUGGCUGGUGGUGCCACAAAGCUGAGUGAAAUAACCGAAGAGGCCACCAUAUGUGAUGAAAACCCCUGUUACGGCCGUGUGCCUACAGCCUCACACAGCUUUCCUCAAGUGGAUGAUGACUACCAGUCAUUUCAAAAUCUAGUGGAGCAGCCUGAUAUGUUGUUGUUGAAGAGUCAUGGUGAGGAAGAUGAACUUUUGGACAAAUAUCCAGAGGAAUCAUUCACCAAGAUGCCUCAAAGUUUCUUCAGCCCAGUUGUUCCAGGUUUUAUUAACAAUAUCCAGGGUGGCCAGUGUCUCUCUGAGCUCCAAAGACCUUUUGUCUGUUUGAUCCCUGCUGACCAGUCUUUGCCAGUUAUCACAGACAGCGCCUAUCAAAGUGUGUAGUGUUUAAUUGUAUGUUGCAUUCUUUCUGUAUUUGUGCUAUUUUCACUUCUUUAAAUUGUUGAACAAUGUAGAAGGAGGAGAGGAUGAGGAUGAGAAUGAUAAAACAGAUCGUGAAUAGUAUGGAAUCUUUAUGACUUGUAUUUGAAUUAAACUUGGAAACAGCUUCACUUCAAGGUCCAUUUAGCAGCUGUUCCUGAUCUUUCAACUCUAGCGCAUGGUCCUUUAUCAGCCUGUUGUCAUGGAAAUGUAUAAUUCAUAGAAUCAUGGAAGAAGAAUCACAUGUAGAUCAUGUGGUAUCACCGAAAACUUAACUGUAAUAAGUUUUAAAACCUUUUGUAAAUAUUUAUUUAUAACUGUUAUUCAGUCACAUUUUUGCAUAUUAAGAAUAGCUGACCUGUUUCACCUAGAUGUUUUGCAACUGUAUACAACAGCAUUGGAUGUAAAAAAAAAAAAAAAAAGUCAUACAGUGUGUGUAUAAUAAUAUUUAUGUAAAUCGUCAUAUAUUCAUGUAUGUUUGCGACAAAAGCUGGAACAAAACA